Molecule: messenger RNA, 4865 nt
Organism: Pieris rapae (cabbage white)
Lineage: Eukaryota; Metazoa; Arthropoda; Insecta; Lepidoptera; Pieridae
Gene: aux
Product: cyclin-G-associated kinase
Exons: 19
Coding region: 182-3670 (1162 amino acids)
Biological process (GO): regulation of clathrin-dependent endocytosis; positive regulation of Notch signaling pathway; protein phosphorylation
Cellular component (GO): cytoplasm
Molecular function (GO): protein serine/threonine kinase activity; ATP binding; AP-2 adaptor complex binding
Source: RefSeq, a predicted model, not a curated record
UCUCAGAUGUCUGUUUGACAUUUUGUGCCCUGCUUGGUAUCGUAAAAUUUCUUUACAUUUUCAAUCGCUUUAAAAUUUAGAUUAUUACAAGAUAAAAUGGAUAUAGCUGUACACAUGCUUUAAUUUAAUAGUUCAUUAUUCUUUUUCAAAAGUGUUUAUGUAUAUAAAGUGAAAAAUAAAAAUGAGUGUGUUUAAAUCUGCAAUGGGGUACUUCAGCUCUGCAAGUGCCAACGGGGGCAGUGAUAAUGAUUUUGUUGGCCAAUUUGUUGAAAUUGGUAAUAUGAAACUUCGUGUAAAAAAAGUAAUAGCUGAAGGUGGUUUUGCAUUUGUUUUUGUUGCUCAAGAUGUUGCUACUGGUACUGAAUAUGCAUUAAAGAGGCUGAUGGCAGCAGAUGAGCAAGCUAAUAAAAAUAUUAUACAAGAAAUUAGUUUACUUAAGAAACUUUCUGGACACCCCAAUAUAAUCAAAUAUAUAGCAGCCUCUUUUAUUGAUAAGACAAAAACAAGUCAUGGAAUGAGUGAAUAUCUACUAUUAACAGAUUUGUGUAGUGGAGGGAGCUUAAUGGAAGCCCUACAACAUAAGGGGCAGGCUUUUCCAUUACCAACAAUAUUAAGAGUGUUCUAUCAAACAUGUAAGGCGGUGCAUCAUAUGCACAAUCAAGUCCCUCCUAUAGCUCAUCGAGAUCUCAAAUUAGAAAAUUUUCUUAUAUCUAAUGAAGGCACAAUAAAGCUGUGUGAUUUUGGGUCUGCAACAACUGAAGUCUAUAGCCCUAAUCCAUCAUGGAGUGCUAACCAAAGAAAUAUGUUAGAAGAAAAUUUGGCCCAAUUCACAACACCAAUGUAUAGAGCACCAGAAAUGCUGGAUACUUGGGAUAAUAGGAAAAUUGACCAUGCAGUUGACGUUUGGGCACUUGGUUGUAUAUUAUACACUCUGUGCUAUAUGCAACACCCAUUUGAGGACUCGGCAAAGCUUGCUAUACUUAACGGAAAUUAUACCUUAAACCCAAAUGACCAGAAAUAUAAAUGUUUCCAUGAAAUUAUAAGUGGUUGCCUAACUGUGAACCCUGAAGUGCGAUUGUCGAUAAGCGGAGUGUUGGAGCGGUUGGCCGCCAUAGCAGAGACACAAAACAUCAAUAUCAAGCAACCACUCAAAUUUGAGCGUAAAAAAGUUGAACAAUCUGUGGCCACUAGCUCGCCAGGUGGGAAGGAUAAUGGUCCGAGCGUUCCCGAAGCACCGAACCCCCGGCCCCCAGAGCCAAGUCGGCCUCCGCCCCCUGCUAGACCUCCAGCUGCACCCCAUUACAUGCCGCCGCAAGUUCCAGCUUCAGGUGGUUUAUUUUCAUCAAUCAAAGAUGGAGCUGGUAGCUUUCUUAAAAAUCUGAAGGACACCUCGUCGAAAGUUAUGCAGACUGUUCAACAGUCCAUAGCAAGGGCUGAUUUGGAUAUUAGCUAUAUAACAAGUCGUGUUAUUGUUAUGUCCUACCCGUCGGAUUUACUUGAGAGUGCUUAUAAAACUAACCAUAUUGAAGAUGUUAGAUUAUAUCUCGAAAGCCACCACCCAGGUGGAAAAUACUGUGUCUAUACAGUUCAUGAUGCGAAGGCCCGGUUUCCGAGACGGCAGUUAGUGACGGAUACGUCUGUGUGGCCAACUGAGGAACAUCGUGCGCCGUUAUUAGCACCAUAUUACGCGUUAUUACAACAUAUGUAUCAGUAUUUGGGAAAGGACGACAAAAGUGCACUCGUUAUUGCGUGUCCGGAUGGUAAAACAAGAUCGGCGAUGCUUCUAUGUGGUCUCCUUCUAUACGCGAAAUUAGUAACGGUCCCCGAAGACGCGCUACAAAUAUUUGCUGUGAAGCGAACGCCUAUUAAUAUGUCGCCAAGUCAGCUACGAUACUUAUACUAUCUUCAUAAUAUAGUCAGACCUGAACCCGUGUUACCACAUUUUAGGCCAGUAUCUUUAGUUUCGUUAACCAUUCAACCAGUGCCAUUAUUUACGAAAGCCAGGGAUGGCUGCCGACCCUACCUCGAAGUGUAUAAUGAAGACAGACUUAUAUCUCCUCCGCUGCGAGGCUACGAAAGCUUGCAUUUGUACAAUAUGGCGGAAGGAAAGGUAACACUGCCUGUGGAUGCCACAGUGUCUGGUGACGUGGUAGUGGUAGCAUACCACGCGCGACAACAGCUCGGACGACUCCAACGAGUUCCGAUGCUGUCUGUCUCCUUCUAUGCCGGUUUCUUGGCGUACGACCAGCACGUUAUUAAAUUUAAUAGAUCUGAAAUAGACGGCAUAGAUGAAGCAUCACCCGUGAAUGACCACUUUUCAGCGAAUGUGUCCGUAGUAAUAAGCCUAGUGGUUCAAAAUGGCGAACGCCGCAAACCACGAAGCGAUGUAUGGGAAGAAGACCAUUCCUUCCCGAUACGAACGCCCGAUGUAUUAUUCUCGUCUACGUUGGAGAGAGAUGAAACUGUUGAUAACUUUGUCACAGCGGACUAUCCUCCGAGGGAAGGUGAGAAGCCGCCUCGUCCCGCACCCCCUUCCCCGCAACGAAACAUCGCGCCCAAAGAAUCCGCCCCAGACACAGAUUUCCUCAAUAUAGCAAAGCAAGAGGAAGCAAAACCGAAACAAUUGAAAAGCGAAGACUCGUUUGAUUUCUUCGGAAUGAUGGAGAAACCGGCUGAUGAGAGUUUUGGUGAUUUCUUGAGUAAAAAGAUUGAAGAUAAUCCACAGCCAUUUUCUGAGAAUAUAUUCGGAGACUUGCCCCCUCCGCCGACCAGUGUAGCACCAAACGCCAACUCUAGUGAUCUCAAUUUCGAUCCGUUUGGUUUAAACGAUCCUUUGCCGAAACAAGAACCGCUGUUAACCCCGCAAUUGAUUAAGGAAGAAGGUCGUUCUCAAAGCGUUCCAUUAGAAAAGGCGCAAGCGAGAAACGAUCCUUUCGCUGAUAUCGGUUCUUUGGGGACGGGACUGAAUAAUCCUCCCAACGUAAUACCAAACGUCGCCCAACCAACACCAACGGCCCCUGCGUUUGCCAGCGUCGGUCCUUCCCCAACGAGUACUGGCGCCGCAUUCGCGAACGUUGGCCCAACGCCCCCAACUAAUCCAACCGCAUUUGCCAAUGUCGGCCCAUCGCCAUUGGCUACUCCCAGGGCGUCUCCUGCGCAUACUCCGUCGCAUCGGGCGCAUACGCCACAACAGCCCGAUUAUAGCCGAAGCCAUUUCGAUGCUCCAAAAACAGCCGAGGAGAAAGUAAAGAAGCCGGCUGAUGUGUUUGGCGAUCUUCUUGGAAGUCAGGGAUACGACUUCGCGAAACGUGACUCGGGUCCGAAGACAAUGAACGCUAUGAGAAAAGAGGAGAUGGUCAAAGAAAUGGACCCGGAAAAACUGAAGAUUAUCGAUUGGACGGAGGGCAAGAAGGCGAACAUUCGUGCUCUUCUGUGUUCGCUGCAUACAGUUGUGUGGGACGACUGUCGGUGGACACGAUGCGACAUGUCCCAACUGGUGACUCCCGCAGACGUCAAACGAAACUAUAGGAAGGCGUGUCUCGCUGUACAUCCCGAUAAGCAAAUGGGCACACAGAACGAAAAUAUAGCAAAAAUGAUAUUUAUGGAACUAAAUAACGCAUGGAGUGAAUUCGAGAAUGACACCAAACAACAAAAUUUAUUCCAGACAUAAAUGCUCGCUGUCCUGCCCAUUACAGUCCUGUAUGAGAAGGAAAGCAAUAUCUAAAUAUACUCGAUAUUUUUGCUGCAGCUAAAACAAUAAAUAUUCCAGGUUUUUUAUGAGUUUACUUGCUUAGUUUGUACAAACAUUCGACUCGAAAUAGUUUAAGUUUGAGAGUGUUGCUAGUUUAGCAUAAUAUUAAAAUUAUUUAUUUCGCAUUUCACUAUAAGUACAUUUAGGCGCAAGUUUUUAUGUGCCCCUAAGACGAACAAUUUUCUGUCCUUCAAAAAUGUAAUUGUCAAAAACUGACGUACACCUUCUAUUUGUCAAAACGUAAACUGUGUUGAGGAUACUGUCAUAGAUUAUAAAUCAGAUAGUAUUAUCUAUAGUUUAGUCAAAUGUAGCUUUCGUAUAUAAUUUAAUAUUGGAUAUGUUCUGUGCGUAUCUAAAAAUAUAGAUAGUCUGAUUUGGUACUUACAAUUUUGUGGUGGUAAACUGAUUUUCAGAGAUUCUAUUAUUUCUUUUGUGGCGAGAAUUUAAAGACUAAGUUCAAGAAAUUAUUUAGUAAUAUAGUAUUUUUUCUAUUUUGCGUGUAUAUAGUUCAAGAUUUAUAGAUAAGCUUUAGGUGCGCCCGCGCAACUGUUUACGAAACAAUAUGGUGAAUGGUAUAUUUUAUCAUGUAAGAUGUAGCAAAGUUACUCCUUUAGAACGAAUAGUGGUUGGUAGUAACUCCUAAAAAUUGUAUUGAGCUUAACGUUUUAUACAUUCCGAUGUCUGGUCAAAUAUGUUAUUUAAAUUUAACGGAAAAAGUUACGAUAGAGUUGCCAUGCAUGUCACAUUAUUUUUUCCAGGUCUCCUUUAUUUUCAUUCUUUAUCCUGUGGUUUCCGCAUUUAGUAUUAUUCUUGAAAAUUAGAUUUUCCAUAUGGCAACUCUAGUUACACGCUAUAACGUUAUAUAAUUUAAUUUAAACCAGUGCAAUUGUUCCUAGAGUAAUGUCUUAUGUUGGCCUACAAUGGUAGUGUUUAUGAAUUCUAAAUGUAUAUACGUCGCAUUAAUUCGAGCAAAUGUCAGAGUAAGACAACAAUACAUUUGUCUGUUCGUCAAUGGUUCGAGGAUGCACGAAGCGUGCCCGAUCUCUGUAUAUUUUGCUUAUAUUUGACUAUGUAUAUUUAACAAAGUUGUUCAAAAUAAAUAUUAUGAUAUACA